Messenger RNA from Onychostruthus taczanowskii (white-rumped snowfinch), 1188 nucleotides. RefSeq names its product 6-phosphogluconolactonase-like. Gene Ontology annotation, biological process: carbohydrate metabolic process. The annotation marks the transcript as partial. The record is from RefSeq and is a predicted model, not a curated record. The transcript has a single exon. NCBI's taxonomy places the organism in Eukaryota, Metazoa, Chordata, Aves, Passeriformes, Passeridae.
AAUCCUGCUGGAAAAACUGAAAAUUCCACUGGAAAACCUCCUCGGGAUCCCAAAAAUCCUGUUGGGAUUCAGAAAAAACAGACUGGGAUGAAGAAAAUCUUGAAAAUCCUGCUGGGAACCCCCCUGGAUUUCCUGGAAACCAGCAGAAAUUCCUAUAAAAGAGAAGAAUUCCCAGGGAAAAGAGUGGAAAAGUGCAGAAUUCCCUGGAAAAAUGGUAGGAUUUCCUGGAAAAUUGCAGAAUUCCCGGAGAAAGCAGUGGGAUUUGGAGGAAAAAAGCGGGAUUUGACUGUAGAAGAGCGGCGUUCCCAAGGAUCCAGGAGGAACCCAGCAGAAUUCCCAGGGAUUUCCAGGAAAAUCCUGACUUUUUUUGGAGGGAAAACAGCGGAAUUCCAAGGAAAACCUGGACUGAGAAUCGCCAUCACAGGCGCUAAUUAACUCCGACAGCGCUAAUUAACGACUAAUUCGUGCCUAAUUAACCCCCCUAGGGACUCCUUUGUACGGACAUAUUUAUUACAAUUAACCCAUCUGGGCCGUUUUUAACCCAAUUUGCCCCGUUUGGUUGUGCCUGACCGCGAGGCCAUUAAAAACCAGCGACUGUGCCGCGUGCUGUGCUGCGGGGCUCGGGGGGAACAGCGAGGGGGGGUUUUGUGUGCGGGUGAAGCGGGAGAAGGGCGGCGAGGCAGCCGCGCUCCUCCGGGCAGCGCCGCCACGCAAGGCCGAGGCUUCACUAGGCCGCGCUAGGCCGCGCGUUGCUAAGCAACGCGUCGCGCGCCAGGGCAACUUCCUGUUAUAAACCCGCCGUCGCUUAGCGACGCGUCGCGCUGCUGACGUCACUUCCCCCUCCUUCUUCCCCCGGCGCCGCCAUCAUGGCGGCCGUGUCGGUGUUCCCGUCCCAACGCGAGCUCGGCGCGGCCCUGGCGCGGCUGGUGGCGGAGGCGGCGGCCGAGGCGGUGGCGAGCGGCGGCCGCUUCACGCUGGGGCUGUCCGGGGGCUCGCUGGUGCCGCUGCUGGCGCGGGAGCUGCCGCCCGCCCUCAGCGCGGUUCCCGGCGCGGACCCGUCCCGCUGGCUCGUGGCGUUCUGCGAUGAGCGCCUGGUGCCGCCCGAGCACCCCGAGAGCACCGGCGGCGCCUACCGGGUGAGCGCGGCGCCGCGAGGGGCUCCGGGGCCGGCCCGGUCCCUCCCGGUCC